AUGGUAGUCAGCCCGCUCUUAACACAGCCGAUGUCCUAUGAGCCCAUCGAAACACGCCUUGCCGCCAUGCGCGCUGCUCUAUCCGAAGGCUUCUCUCCCAACGAACUCGACAAGCGCCCCCGCGGUGUAGGCCGCCCGCUAGACUGUGCAAUCGAAGAUGGCUGGCCCGCCGACUUUGCCCAUCUCAAGCAAAAUCUCCCUGUUGUCCAUCUGCUUCUCGAAGCCGGGGCUGAUCCCAGGCUUCCUUCUCGGGAUCCGCCCGGCCGCUCGCCAAUUGAUUCCCUAGAGGCCUGGUUCAAGCAGUAUGAGAUCAGAGGGCAUGAAUUCGGUGCUGAGCAUCUAGAGCUGAAACCUUUCUUUGAGAAGGCUUUGGAAGCUAUGAAAAAAGUUGCUGAUGAGCUUAAUGGUGAGUUGGCGUUGACAUAG
Molecule: messenger RNA, 426 nt
Organism: Alternaria viburni
Lineage: Eukaryota; Fungi; Ascomycota; Dothideomycetes; Pleosporales; Pleosporaceae
Exons: 1
Coding region: 1-426 (141 amino acids)
Source: RefSeq, a predicted model, not a curated record